Molecule: messenger RNA, 296 nt
Organism: Mesocricetus auratus (golden hamster)
Lineage: Eukaryota; Metazoa; Chordata; Mammalia; Rodentia; Cricetidae
Product: 60S ribosomal protein L31-like
Exons: 1
Coding region: 1-258 (85 amino acids)
Biological process (GO): cytoplasmic translation
Cellular component (GO): cytosolic large ribosomal subunit; ribosome
Molecular function (GO): structural constituent of ribosome
Source: RefSeq, a predicted model, not a curated record
AUGGCUCCCGCAAAGAAGGGUCGAGAGAAGAAGAAGAAGGGUCAUUCUGCCAUCAACGAGGUGGUGACCCGAGGAUACACCAUCAGCAUUCGCAAGCGCAUCCAUGGCGUGGGCUUCAAGAAGCAUGCUCCUCGGGCACUCAAAGAAAUCCGGAAAUUUGCCAUGAAGGAAAGGAUAAGGACUCACCAAACAAGCUGCAACCUACGAGCCUGUUACCAUAUUCCAAACCUACAGACAGUCAAUGUGGGUGAGAACUAAUCUGCUGAAUGUCAAAUAAAGUUGGAGAACUGCCUUCA